AAGCGCUGUGGCAGACGGCUUGGGUCUGUCGCGUGGGUACUUGUCGCGUGUCUAGCCGGUGGUGGCUUCAGGCGCGCGCAACGAUGCUAACUCCUGCGUUCGAACUGACUCAGGACCGCGACUUCCUUACCGUCGCCAUCCGCGUGCCCCACGCGCGCGCCUCCGAGUUCGACGUGUACUUCGAGGGGGUGGACUUCAAGUUCUACGCCAAGCCGUACUUUCUGAGGUUAACACUUCCUGGAAGGAUUGUAGAAAAUGGAUCUGAGCAGGGAUCCUAUGAUGCAGAUAAAGGAAUUUUUACCAUUCGAUUGCCCAAGGAAACUCCUGGCCAGCAUUUUGAGGGGCUGAACAUGUUAACUGCGCUUCUGGCACCAAGAAAAUCCAGGUCUGCCAAACCGCUUGUGGAAGAAAUAGGUGCUUCCGGGGUUUCUGAGGAAGGAGCUGAUGAUGAGGAUGAAGAGUUUGACUGGGAAAUUGAGCAGACUCCCUAUGAAGAGGUCUCAGAAAGUACUCUGCGAUCGCAGUGUCACUAUGGAUUUGGAAACCUGCGAGCAGGUGUGGUUCAGCGGUUACAGGAUGAACUGAGUGAGGUUAUCGAUAUUAAGGAUCCAGAUUUCACUCCUGUGACUGAACGGAGGCAGAAACGCCUGGCCGCUGAGUUGGCCAAAUUUGAUCCAGAUCAUUAUCUAGCUGACUUCUUUGAAGAUGAGGCAGUUGAACAGGUUUUGAAGUACAGUCCUUGGUGGAACGAUGCGCACGCAGAAAUGAUGGCCUCUUUGGGAAAGAGCCAAGAGCAAGGGGAUGCUGCUGCCUUAGUAUCUUUUUCAGAAGAGGAAAAAUACCAGCUACGAAAAUUUGUGAAUAAAUCUUACCUGCUGGACAAGACAGCUCACCGUCAAGUGUACUACAGUUUAGUUGACAUCCUUCUGGCCUAUUGCUAUGAAGUACGCGUGACUGAAGGAGAGCACAACGUGGAGUCUGCGUGGACCAUCAGGAAGCUGAGCCCUACACUCUGCUGGUUUGAGACAUGGACAGACGUUCAUGAAAUCCUGGUGUCUUUUGGACGGAGAGUUUUGUGCUAUCCUCUCUAUCGCCAUUUCAAGCUGGUGCUGAAAGCCUACAGAGAUACUCUAAAGAUACUGCAACUCGGUAAGAGUGCAGUUUUAAAGUGUCUCCUGGAUGUUCACAAAAUCUUUCAGGAAAACGACCCAGCAUAUAUUUUGAAUGAUCUCUACAUCUCAGACUACUGUGUAUGGAUUCAGAAGGCCAAGUCCAAAAAGUUGGCUGCCCUAACAGAAGCUUUGGAAGCAGUCUCACUCAGUAAGGCCCAGCUGGGAUUCGAGCUGCUAGAACUGGAAGCUGCUGCAAUUCUUGUCCAGGAGGAAGAAACUGCCGGAAAGACAGCCCAGUGCAGUCCUACACAGCAGGUUCCACACUCCAGCCCUGAGCCCAGUGACUCAGACAGCACCUCAUCAUCUGACACAGAAGACUCAGCGUCGGUGCAAGAGGAGCUUGUCGGGACCCAGCCCUGCCUGCUCACUUCUCUGCAAGUCCCCCUUUUGGAAGAGGACAGUGCCCUGACCAUCAGAGAUAGUGGGCUCUGCAGAAACAUGGGCAGUCAGAAAUGUGAAGUUCGUCAAGGGCAGCCACUGGCCUCUCCCCGGGCUCCUCUGAUAGAGGAGGUUGGAGAUAGUGGACUCUGCAGAAACAUGGCCAGCCAGGGAUGUGAAGUCAGUCAAGGGCAGCCACUGGCCUCUCCCCGAGCUCCUCUGAUAGAGGAGGUUGGAGAUAGUGGACUCUGCAGAAACAUGGCCAGCCAGGGAUGUGAAGUCAGUCAAGAGCAGCCACUGGCCUCUCCCCAGGCUCCUCUGAUAGAGGAGGUUGGAGAUGAACUGAAGACCAUGCUUUGGGUUUCCACACCCAAUGCUGUCAAUGCUGGGAGCCACAGGAGUGUACAGGAUGCAGAGGAGAGGGAUCAGGUGCCCUGUGAUUGACUCAAGUGGGAGGCUCAUUAUGGGGCACUAGGUCAACUGUGAUCUCAUACAGAAGUGGAAUUUCUGAUUUUGAUUGUGUACAUUUUCUGUGUGGAUACAGGACAUUGUUUUUCAGUGAGCUAACAUUUGUACUUUUCAAAGUUUUUAUUUUGCAACUUGAAAAAUACAGUUCUAAAGUAUUCUUUAUAAGGUAUAAAUAAUUAAAAAUGAAGACCAUAGUUCUAUUAGGAAAAUCUCUAGACCAGUGGUUCUCAACCUUCCUAAUGCUGUGACCUUUUAAUACAGUUCCUCAUGUUGUGGUGACCACCAACUAUAAAAUUAUUUUGUUGCUACUUCAUAA
Molecule: messenger RNA, 2334 nt
Organism: Rattus rattus (black rat)
Lineage: Eukaryota; Metazoa; Chordata; Mammalia; Rodentia; Muridae
Gene: Shq1
Product: SHQ1, H/ACA ribonucleoprotein assembly factor
Exons: 11
Coding region: 84-1994 (636 amino acids)
Biological process (GO): box H/ACA snoRNP assembly
Cellular component (GO): cytoplasm; nucleoplasm
Source: RefSeq, a predicted model, not a curated record